Molecule: messenger RNA, 633 nt
Organism: Pseudovirgaria hyperparasitica
Lineage: Eukaryota; Fungi; Ascomycota; Dothideomycetes; Acrospermales; Acrospermaceae
Product: ras-domain-containing protein
Exons: 5
Coding region: 1-633 (210 amino acids)
Molecular function (GO): GTPase activity; GTP binding
Source: RefSeq, a predicted model, not a curated record
AUGAGUGCCAAGAGUGACACCGGUUUCGAGCAUAACGGAUUACGUCAGCGGACAGGACUUCUGCUGAUCGGUGACUCUGGUGUCGGAAAGUCUUGUCUCCUCCUCCGUUUUGCUGAUGAUACGUACACGGAGAGUUACAUCUCUACCAUCGGCGUGGACUUUAAAAUUCGCACGAUCGAACUCGAUGGCAAGACUGUGAAGUUACAGAUCUGGGAUACCGCCGGUCAAGAGCGCUUCCGUACCAUCACAUCCUCAUACUACCGCGGUGCUCACGGCAUUUGCGUCGUCUACGACGUCACGGACAUGGACUCCUUCAACAACGUCAAGCAGUGGCUGCAAGAGAUUGACAGAUAUGCUACCGAGGGGGUUAACAAGCUUCUUGUUGGCAACAAGUCCGAUAUGGCAGACAAGAAGGUUGUCGAGUACACAGUCGCGAAGGAAUUCGCGGACAGCCUUGGCAUUCCUUUCCUUGAGACCUCCGCUAAGAGCGCCACAAACGUUGAGCAAGCAUUCCUGACCAUGGCCCGCCAGAUCAAAGAGCGCAUGGGAACCACUCAGGUGAACAACAAGCCAAGCGUUCCUAUCGGACAAGGUCAGGGCGUGCAAUCUGGCUCCGCUGGAGGUUGCUGUUAG